This is a messenger RNA of Mugil cephalus (flathead mullet), 4465 nucleotides long. It is a transcript of the gene slc7a1a, whose product is annotated as solute carrier family 7 member 1a. Bases 417 to 2375 code for a protein of 652 amino acids. NCBI's taxonomy places the organism in Eukaryota, Metazoa, Chordata, Actinopteri, Mugiliformes, Mugilidae. Gene Ontology annotation, molecular function: amino acid transmembrane transporter activity. The transcript is spliced from 13 exons. Gene Ontology annotation, cellular component: plasma membrane. Gene Ontology annotation, biological process: amino acid transport; transmembrane transport. The record is from RefSeq and is a predicted model, not a curated record.
UGUUGUGGCUGAGAGGGAAGCUGGAGCUGGAAGCCCCAACGACCUUCUGAAAUAUAGUCAAAUAAGGACAAGUGAUUUCGAGGUGAAGAGCGAAACGCACCGAGCUAUCACGAGCCCGCGAGAUCGAGAAGGAGUUUGACGGUUAGGCAGGAGAGGGAGACGGCGGGAGUCUAGACGCUGGUGUUGGAAUGUCUUGGGACAGGCGGCGGAGGAGGGCGCCGUGGCUGAAAGGCAGCAUGUGAGAGUGACAGGAGGGCAACGAAUGUAAAGAACUAGAACUAUGGAUGUACUGGAACAUGGGGGCACUGCAGGAGAGGAGUGACAGUGAAACUGAGAAGAUUUGUGUGGCCUCUCCCCUUCUCCCCUGUGACCUCUGAACCCCAGAAGACCUUCUUGCCCUCUCCUCUCUGUGAGCCAUGGAGAAGCUUCUGCAUUUUGGGAAGCAGCUGCUGAGGGUGAAGGUGGUCAACUGCAACUCGGAGGACUCCCGUCUCUCCAGAUGCCUCAACACCUUUGACCUGGUAGCCCUGGGCGUGGGCAGCACAUUGGGCGCUGGUGUUUACGUGCUAGCUGGUGCCGUUGCACGAGUGAAUUCAGGUCCUGCUAUCGUGUUGUCUUUCCUGAUAGCAGCCUUAGCCUCAGUGUUGGCUGGUCUUUGCUAUGCUGAGUUUGGGGCCCGAGUCCCCAAGACAGGCUCAGCUUAUCUUUACUCCUAUGUGACUGUAGGAGAACUCUGGGCCUUCAUCACUGGAUGGAACCUCAUCCUCUCCUAUAUCAUUGGUACCUCCAGUGUGGCGCGAGCAUGGAGCGCCACCUUUGACGAGUUGGUAGGGAAGCGAAUAGAGAUGUUCUGCAGAGAGUACAUGUCAAUGAAUGCACCGGGUAUACUGGCAGAGUAUCCUGACAUGUUUGCUGUUCUCAUCAUAAUCACUCUCACAGGUCUGCUGACUUUUGGGGUCAAAGAAUCAGCGAUGGUGAACAAGGUUUUCACAUGUAUCAACGUCCUAGUCUUGUUGUUCAUGGUGGUCUCUGGCCUGGUCAAAGGCACUUUGAAGAACUGGCAGCUAGACCCUGAAGAAAUCCUGCAUCCCAAUUAUACAAAUAACUCCAGUUUCAAUCGGACAGAUGUUCUGCCAACCAAGGAGAGUUUAGGAGUGGGUGGCUUCAUGCCGUUUGGUUUCACGGGCGUCCUAUCUGGGGCUGCUACUUGUUUUUAUGCCUUUGUAGGAUUUGACUGCAUCGCCACCACAGGUGAAGAGGUAAAGAACCCCCAGAGAGCCAUUCCUAUUGGUAUCGUAUCGUCGCUGCUCAUAUGCUUCGUAGCGUACUUCGGGGUCUCGGCUGCCCUCACCCUCAUGAUGCCGUACUACCUGUUAGACAGCAACAGCCCCCUGCCCGUAGCCUUCAAGUACGUGGGUUGGGGAGGAGCCAAGUAUGCAGUAGCUGUAGGCUCUCUUUGUGCUCUGUCUACUAGCCUGCUGGGUGCUAUGUUCCCUAUGCCCCGUGUGAUCUGGGCUAUGUCUGACGAUGGGCUGCUUUUCAAGUUCAUGGCCGAGAUCAGCCCCCGCACCAAAACCCCGCUAAUUGCAACCCUCACCUCCGGCAUAGUGGCAGCAAUCAUGGCAUUUCUGUUUGACCUGAAGGACUUGGUGGACCUGAUGUCCAUAGGGACGCUGCUGGCCUACACAUUAGUGGCCGCCUGUGUUCUGGUGCUCAGGUACCAGCCCGAGCAGCCCAGCUUGGUGUAUCACAUGGCCAAUACGCUUGAGGACAUGGAGCUGAGCGACGGCAUCAGCGUCCCCAGUAUGGGCAUGGGCAUCCUGCCUGGCGUCGAGGAGAGGUUCAGUUUCAAGACCUUGCUGUUCCCGGAUAACCCUGAGCCAUCCACGCUGUCAGGCUUGACCGUCAACAUCUGUGCUUCUCUCCUGGGAAUGCUGAUCCUGGCGUUCAGCAUACUGGCCGUUCAGGGAGGCACUGCUGUUUUGAACAUAGUCGCUCUCAGUGUCAUCUUCAUGGUGUGUCUCCUCCUCACCUUCAUCAUCUGGAGACAACCUGAGAGCAAGACCAAACUCUCCUUCAAGGUCCCCCUGCUGCCUUUCAUCCCCGUGAUCAGCAUGUUUGUCAAUGUCUACCUCAUGAUGCAGUUGGACAGAGGCACUUGGAUCAGAUUUUCAUUCUGGAUGGCGCUAGGUUUAGUGAUCUACUUUUGCUAUGGAAUUCAUCACAGCACCGAGGCGGCCGCAGCCCGUGCAUCUCCGGACACGGAAAUGAACGGCUUUGCGCGGAUCCAAGAGUUAGAAGCAAUGUCAACAGAAAAGGAGGUGUUCCUGCACGCCGGCCCUGACCCCAGGGAAGAGGACGACGGGGAUUUAUAGGAGGCAUUUGAACUUGCUUCUUCCAUCCAUGUCAGCCCGACCGGACACCAGUCUGUCUGUGUAGGAGUAUUUACUUGGCGGCCUCGCCGCCAGUGUUCCCUCUUGGAGAAAACAGUGAUAAGUGACACAAACUAAAAUUCACAAACCUCUGACUUUACCCUUCAGCUCCCAGUCGGAACGCAGGCCACUGACGAUAACCCCCAAAACCAGACUUCAAAAGCCAUAGCUGACACGUUGUGUAAUUUCAGUAUUUUGCAGUUAGGUCAUUGACCCCUUUGUGCUUGGCGUUGAGAUUCGGCUGCUCUUUAUCGCUUGGCUGUCCGAGGGUGGAGGGCUCAUGCAGGAGACGUGAAACAUGUCCGCGUUUCGGAGAGGCUCAGAAAUAACUGGACACGUUAUCAUUUGUUUCUCUACAUCUUAAGGCGUAGUUAUUUCUUUGGAGUGUGUCUGGUUUACGUUGCUGGCAGUAGACCCAUGUGCAGAAGCAGAUGUCUGGGCGCCAGAAACUUCUACAGUCAUAGUUUUCUUUUUUUUCCCCUCUACAUCUGCAUAAUUAUAACAAAAUAUAUACAAAAUGUCAGUAUUAAAACCAGAUAGGUACCAGUAUCUCCAGUACAUUCUCUGUAACCUACCAGUAGUCAUGAAAGUGACGAGUGGGAGCUCGCACAAUACACAGAGGAACCCACUUGGCUUGUCAGUGAUUUAAUUACGCUAGCAGAAAUCUGUGGUCGCACAUGUAAAAGUGGGACAGCAGAUACGUAUGAUACGUUUAUCAUACAGGUGCCUGAUUCUAAAUCUAGAGAAUCGCAUUGAAGGCACCUGAGGUCCAAGACUCGGCCUGGUGUCCUCUUGUGGUUUUACAUUAUGUUUCAAUGCAUGUUCAAAUCCUACAAGCCCCAAAUUGGCAAAUUAUGAGGCAGAGCCCGCUGUAAAAAAAAAACAAAAAAAAAAAAACAAACAGUCUCUCUCUCUCUCUGAGAUACAAAUGUCCAGAGGAGGAGGUUAGAUGUGAAACCAUAAAGAACUAAUGCAAAUGAUGUGAUUUCUAAUAAUUUUCACACUUUCGAAUAAUGACGGAUACUCGGAUACUGCGGGAUGAAAGUGAUUUCUGAAUCCUGAUAAAUGUUUAACAGCAGCGGAAAUCAGUGGCAGUAGCUGAGUGUCAGUCAAUGUGACAUUAGAUGACAGAGGGUUUCACAGUGCUGGCUGCUGUGUCGUUGCAUCUGUAGCUUGUAACAAUGAAUUUCUCGUGGAAGAAGACGAAAAAACAUAGGAAAUGUCUAUAUGGAGGAAUAUAUUGGUCCUCUGUGUAUUUUACUCAUGUUUAUUGUUGUGUUUUUAUUACCCACUUCCAUUUCCAGCGUGUGGGUUUUUUUUUUUUUUUAAACAUCAUCUUGAUAUUAAGUGAGAUAAAGAAUGCGAUCGGUUAGAAUUCGGCACACUCAUACAUUCAUUUCCAUACGUUUUUCUCUUUUCAUGAACUUAAGGUUACUGUGUCAUAGUGAAUAGUUUUUAAGGGUACCUAAGCUGGUGCAACAGACCUAUUGAGAACAUCCCUUUUUAUUCCAUACGGUUUUCUCCAGCAGUUCACUGAGAAUUUCCAUGCUCUGUGUUGUCUGGCACCGCGUCUCCUGAUUUAUUUUUUCUUCUUCCCAGCUGACGCCAACUCAAGUGACCGCACUUGAGGCCAUUCAUCAGACAUUGCGCAGCUCCUUUUGGAGCCACUAUGCCCUUACAUGACUCCCUUCCUUGUAUGCAGUAGCACCCCGUAUAAACAGAAGACAACCCUCUCAUUAUUAACCGUUGUAGCCCCUGAAGUGCACUCACUGUGCUUUUGAGAACGCUUUACGACAAAGUAUCCAUCAAUAAGAAGAAACAUGUAGAAUCAAAAUUGUGUAUAUAAAAUAUGUUGUAUAUUUCUUGCAGUAAAUUAUUUGUAAAUCAGAUAAAAGGCUUUUUUUUUUAUUUGGAAUGACUUGAUGAAUUUUGCACCUGUCUUUAGGUUCUCUGGCUUACUGUUUGUGUCUAAACGUGGGGAGUUCCUCCUGUUGAGUUUACAUGAUCUGUGAAAUAUAAACGUUGUAGCCUCA